AUGGCCAUCUCGAAGAAGGCAGGCGCCAAAAAGGCAGGCGCGGCUUCCAAGCCACCGCCCUCCAAAUCAGGGGGAGCACCCUCCAAAGGUGGUGUCGCGAAAGCGGAUUGGCGAGAAGGCUUCAAAAAGGCACAAGCGGGUGUCUCCGACAUGACGUUGCUCUCCAAGGUUACCAACGAAGCCAUCAACGAGAAUCUCCAGAAACGUUUCCAAAAUGCAGAGAUCUACACGUACAUUGGCAACGUGCUCAUCUCGGUCAACCCCUUCCGCAAUCUGGGCAUCUACACCGAAGACAUCCUCCAGUCCUAUCGCGGCAAGAAUCGUCUCGAGAUGACACCGCACGUCUUUGCCAUCGCAGAAGGUGCCUACUACAACAUGAACGCCUACAAGGAAAACCAGUGCGUCAUCAUCUCGGGUGAAUCCGGUGCCGGCAAGACCGAAGCCGCCAAGCGCAUCAUGCAGUACAUUGCCGCCGUCAGCGGUGGUUCCAACAGCGGCAUCCAGGAUGUCAAGGAUAUGGUGCUCGCCACCAACCCGCUCCUCGAAAGUUUCGGGUGUGCCAAGACGCUCAGGAACAACAACUCGUCCCGUCACGGCAAGUACCUCGAGAUCAUGUUCAACUCGCACGGCGAACCGAUCGGUGCCAACAUCACCAACUACCUCCUCGAAAAGAACCGUGUCGUUCAGCAGAUCCGCGAUGAGCGCAACUUCCACAUCUUCUAUCAAUUCACCAAAGCCGCCUCCGCAGCCCAUCGCGAAAAUUACGGCAUCCAAGGCCCCGAAGCGUACGCUUACACCGCCAACAGCCAGUGUCUCGACGUCAACGGCAUCGACGACCACGCCGACUACAGGGAAACCAUCAGCGCCAUGAACACCAUCGGGCUCACUGCCGACGAGCAGGACAACAUCUUCCGCAUGAUCGCCGCCAUUCUCUGGAUCGGCAACGUCCAGUACGUCGAGAAUCAGGAAGGCAAUGCAGAGAUCGCGGACCCAGGCGUGCCAGACUUUGUCGCCUAUCUCCUCGAAGUCGACGCGGACAAAGUCACCAAGGCCUUGACCCAACGCAUCAUGGAGACACAGCGUGGUGGCAGGCGAGGCUCCGUUUACGAGGUGCCCCUCAACCCCACCCAAGCCGCUGCUACUCGCGAUGCCCUCGCCAAGGCCAUCUACAACAACAUGUUUGACUGGAUCGUCGACCGCAUCAACCAAUCCAUGAAUCCGAGAGAGCAGAGUGCCAACGUCAUUGGUGUGCUGGACAUUUACGGUUUCGAGAUCUUCGACAAUAACUCAUUCGAGCAGCUCUGCAUCAACUACGUCAACGAGAAGCUCCAGCAGAUCUUCAUCGAACUUACUCUCAAAAAGGAACAGGAGGAGUACGCCUAUGAACAGAUUCAGUGGACGCCGAUCAAGUACUUCAACAACAAGAUCGUGUGCGACCUGAUCGAGGAGAAGCGUCCUCCAGGCAUCUUUUCCGCUCUCAACGAUGCUUGUGCGACUGCCCACGCCGACCCCACCGCCGCCGACAACUCGUUCAUCCAGCGUACCGGCAUGCUCUCGUCCAACCCGCACUUUGACUCGCGCGGCACCAAGUUUCUCAUCAAGCACUAUGCCGGCGAUGUCAUGUACAACGUCCAAGGCAUGACUGACAAGAACAAGGACUCGCUGCUCAAGGAUAUCCUCGACCUCGUCGACUCGAGCGCCAACUCGUACCUCCAAAAGCUCUUCCCCGACCGCCCGGACCCCAACAGUAAGAAGCGUCCUCCCACCGCGGGUGACCGCAUCAAGGCCAGCGCCAACGCUUUGGUCGAGAACCUGAUGCGUGCACAGCCGUCGUACAUCCGUACUAUCAAGCCCAAUCAGAACAAGAGCCCCAGCGAGUACGACAAUCAGGCUAUCCUCCAUCAGAUCAAGUACCUCGGUCUGCAGGAAAACAUCCGCGUGCGACGUGCUGGUUUCGCGUACAGGAACACCUUCGAAAAGAUGGUGGAACGUUUCCAUCUCUUGUCACCCAACACGUCCUACGCAGGCGAGUACACUUGGCAAGGCGAUGCGCGCAGCGGUUGCGAGCGAAUCUUGACGGACACGGGCAUUGCACGCGAAGAGUGGCAGAUGGGCGUCACCAAGGCCUUCAUCAAGAACCCCGAAACGCUGUUUGCGCUCGAGACCAUGCGCGAUCGAUACUGGCACAACAUGGCCAUGCGUAUCCAGCGCGCUUACCGCAACUACCUCCGCUACAAGGAAGAGUGCGCCCGACGCAUCCAGCGCAUGUGGAAGAACAACAAGGAAGGUCUGCAGUACAUCCAGCUCAGAGAUUAUGGGCACCAGGUGCUCGCCGGUCGCAAAGAGCGCAGAAGAUUCAGUCUGCUCGGCUCGCGUCGCUUCAUGGGUGACUAUCUCGAUGUCGGCGGAUCCAACGGCAAAGGCGGAGGAAGCGCCGAGGGGCAGAUGCUCCGACAAGCCUCAGGCAUGGCUCCUGGGGAGACCGUGGCGUUCAGCAGCCGCAUCCAGCUGCUCGUUUCGCGUCUUGGCCGUUCGAGCGUUCGCAGUCCGCGAUUCCUCAUCUUGACCGAUAAAGCAAUUUACAUCCUGGUCACACAGCUCGUCAACAAGCAGGUGUCGACGACGACCGAGAGACGGAUCAACCUUGGCUCCAUCUCGGCCGUGGGCCUGUCCAACUUGCGCGAUGAUUGGGUGGUGCUCAACGUCAGUAAUAGCGAAGAGGCAGAUCCCAUCUUCUCGUGCUACUUCAAGACGGAGCUGGUGACGCAUCUGUUGCAGAGGACCAACGGUGCGCUCAACGUUAUCAUUUCGAACAGUCUCGAGUACUCCAAGAAGAAGGGCAAAAAGGCGCAGAUCACUUUCAAGAAGGACGAGAUGGUCAAGAAGGACGAUGUUUAUAAGAGCAGUGCCGUCUCUGUGUGCUCUGGUGAACCCGCCAACAGCGUUUCGAGGCCUGCACCGAAAAAGAAGCCGGGUCUGGUUCGUCCCAUUACGCAGGGCAAGUUGUUGCGCGCUGGUGGUCCGUCCAACGCCAACAACAAGCCCAAGCCACGUGCUAUUCCGCGAUCGACUCCUACUCCAGCCAAGCUUCCUGGUGCGGCUGCAACAAGUGCUGCUGCUCGUCCCGCUGCAGCUAUCGCGAGUGCUGCCGGAGGUGCCGGUGCGGGUCGUGCUGCUCCCCCACCUCCGCCACCACCUCCCGCAGCCGCAGCUCCGCCACCUGCUGAACCUCAGGUGCCUCGCUACAAGGCGCUCUACGCGUUCGCCACCGAAAACGCCGGUGAGAUGGCGCUGGAGAAGGACGACGUGGUGGAAGUGACGCAAAAGGACGAGACGGGCUCGGGCUGGUGGUUGGUCAAGAAGAAUGGCAUCGAGGGCUGGGCGCCUUCCAACUAUCUCGAGCUGAUCCCGCAGGCACCGCCCAAACCCAAAGCGGCACCCGCGCUGCCUGUCAAGCGUGCACCCCCCGCUGCUCCUGCCGCAGCUUCUACAACGACGACGACAAGCAGCCGACCAGCUGUCGCUGCCAAGCCGGUGAUGCAGCCCAAGCCGGCAGUCAGGACGACGCCUGCGGGUGGCAAGCCGCAUGAACGCCCUGCUGCAGUUCAGGCUGAUGCGAGUGCUGCUCCCGUAUCCGUGAUGCCUGGGCUGGGUGCGCCUGGUGGAUUUGCGGCAGUGCUGGCCAAGAAGAAGGCGGAAAACGCUGCUGCUGCCGCUGCGGGUAAUGGUCACAGUGGUGGCAGCAAUGGCGCACCAACUGCGGCGCCGGCUAUUGCGGCUAGACCGGCUGUGGCGCCGAAGCCGGCUGGGGCAGCGAAUGGAAGGGCCAUGCCUCCGCCUCCGCCUCGUCGUUGA
Molecule: messenger RNA, 3855 nt
Organism: Sporisorium graminicola
Lineage: Eukaryota; Fungi; Basidiomycota; Ustilaginomycetes; Ustilaginales; Ustilaginaceae
Exons: 1
Coding region: 1-3855 (1284 amino acids)
Biological process (GO): endocytosis; vesicle transport along actin filament; actin filament organization
Cellular component (GO): cytoplasm; actin cytoskeleton; cell tip
Molecular function (GO): actin filament binding; microfilament motor activity; ATP binding
Source: RefSeq, a predicted model, not a curated record